Messenger RNA from Penicillium paradoxum, 1524 nucleotides. Its product is annotated as UPF0183 domain protein. The transcript has 2 exons. Bases 1 to 1524 code for a protein of 507 amino acids. NCBI's taxonomy places the organism in Eukaryota, Fungi, Ascomycota, Eurotiomycetes, Eurotiales, Aspergillaceae. Gene Ontology annotation, biological process: Golgi to plasma membrane protein transport. Gene Ontology annotation, cellular component: trans-Golgi network. The record is from RefSeq and is a predicted model, not a curated record.
AUGACUACAUCUACCACCACACCACAGGCGCAAAUAUUCCCCGGGAAAGGGCUUGGGUUUAUCACCCUGGGCGCAUCCCUUCAUAAUGUCCUUACCAGGGUGAAGUCGUAUCCUCAAUCCUAUCCCGCCAUCGACCUUGCCUAUUCUCCCGCAGAUCCGCUUCGCAAACCGGUGGUGUUACAGUUACCCUCAAACGGCCUACGCCUUCGUUUCGACGGCCCUGACCAGAGGCUUCGCUUGAUUGAAGUCCUGGACUUUUCUCGAGUGAACUUAGUCUACAAGAACCAGGAUGUCCUCAAAGGUGGGAAGUCAACAGAACAACCCGUGUCUCCGCACGGCCCCAGUUUCCGGCAUGUCUACAAUCGCCUGUUUGGUCCCUCAUACCCAGGAGAAUACGUACCACCGGCAGAUCCGUCACCGUAUGGCACCUAUGUGCUUUCAUAUCCCGGGAUCGCGUUUUCGUUCCCCCUUCAACAUUCGGCCUGGUCCGAUCAGUGUGAUUUUGUAGCGUUGUUAUCCUCUUCCGCUGCCCUGCCAGCGACAUCUAUGUCUAUCUUCCACGGGUCAUCAUGGCCUGAAGUUCGAGCCAAAUUAUUCACACAACAACCACAGUAUCCACGAUCGUCAGCUUUGAUAGGUAAAUCCCGUGAGUCGCUCGCGGAUGAGAUCGAGGAGUGGCAUGUUCUUGGCGCUGGAAAGCUUGAAGUGAUCCGCCGGACGGCUUCUCCCUUGUAUAUAACACUAGGGGAGACGACGCCUCAGGACUUGAUUGCGGAUUUUGGGCCACCCGAUGCGAUCUAUCGUAAAAAUGAUCGCCGAAUCUCAAUCCAUCGUGCAACUGGAGGUGGGGACCUGCACUUGAGUCCCUCUCCAGGCAGAGGAAUUGAGAUUGCAGAUGCCGACCACUCGUCGACUAACAGUGUAACCGAUGACUCGGACGAUGAUUUGGGUGCCUUUAACGUUGGGGACCUUACCUCACUUCCUGCAGAGUCGUUUUUGAACUACUUCCACCAUGGAUUUGAUGCCUUCAUCUCGUAUCCAACGACCCCUGGACCUGCCUUUCCUGCCUCCGGCCUUCCAGAUCCAUCGGUUCCGGCCGCAUCUUCCCAAUUGACAGUUACAAAGAUUAUUCUUCAUGGGAAUGUUCCAGGUUCAUACCCAUUCAAUCGUCAUCGCCGAAGUCGCUGGUUGAUUCCUUUGGAUGAUUCCGGCGACAGUCUGACUUCGGAAUCGCCCUAUGAUAAAGUCUCCGAGCGACUGCGCGCCACUUGGAAAGGAUCAUAUGCCAACCCUACCGAGGAACGUGCCCUCCAACGGCCAAUGGUGCUCAAUCGUGGUUGGGGGGACAGCCCAGAAAGCAGUGUUGAGUUUCUUGGGGGGUGGGAGGAGAGUACGGCUAAGGGUCCUCGCACUGGUGCUGAUGGCCAGGAUGGAGGCUUGGGGAACACCGAACUAUUUGGAUUCCCGGGGCUUCUAUUUGAAGUUCUGAAGAAUGGUGCUGUGAGUUGCUUGACAGUGUACUGA